Molecule: messenger RNA, 3486 nt
Organism: Lymnaea stagnalis (great pond snail)
Lineage: Eukaryota; Metazoa; Mollusca; Gastropoda; Lymnaeidae
Source: the annotation of a GenBank genome assembly
GUAUGACUUCCGGUCCAAGUCAAUGGGUGCUGCGCUUGAAUUUGCCGUAUCUGAAAAACUGUUGGGAGUUGUUUUACCUGCCACGGAUUUACUGGAAGAUACCAUUACCUUGAGCAAGGCUCUUAAUAUGGGACUGGUGGUACUAGUCUGGAGUGAUAGGGCACUUACACCAGCCACCAAAUCUUCUCUGGUAAGGUAGGUGACAUAAGCCACUGUAUGAAUAAGUUCAUUUCAAAUACCUUAUUUCAAGCUUCCACAUACCUCGUUUCACUAUUUCAUUCAUUUACAUAGCUUGAAAGCAGUCCCUUCAUUUAUUUAUUUCUUCUUGUGUAUGAAUAAGCAAAGUUGGUCGGUAGCAGUGAGAUUAUCCCAUGUGUGAAUAAGCAAGCUAAGUUAGUGGUGCUGCGAUGAUCCACUGUAUGAAUAAGUAAGGUAGGAAUCUUUAGGACAUUGCAGUUGAUAUGAAUGCUACAGCAACAAUGAAGUUCUUUUUUAGGUUCACCAAUGUAUAAAAAGUGAACACCCAUACAUUUUGUUGACAAGUUAUGAUAACUGCUACACACAUAAUGUUGUAGACUAAUUUAUGAAGACAAUCACACACAUACAUUUUUUAAAUAAAGCUAUGACAUCGAUUACAUAAGGACAUAUUUAUAGCCUUGAAAGCGUAUCAGUAUUUUGAGAGCUAUAUUCUCGGAAAUGCUAAAAGUUCCGGACUUAGUCCCGAUCAACUAUUGGAAACACAUUUCCAAAGCUCACUUCUUAUGGUACAUAAUUUGUUUACAAUCUCUGUAAUAAAUUUCAUCAAUUCAUGGUUAUAAAAAAAAUAAAGCAUUGUAGGGAUUUAUUCUUUACACUGGCGUCGUGAAAUAUUAAACAAUUUACAUUUUCAUAAUUUUACUUCCAUUUUCACUACAAUGUGAUUGGACAUGAUUGGUUUCAAUAAAAUGUGAUUGGACAUGAUUUGUUUCAAUAAAAUGUGAUUGGACAUGGUUUGUUUCAAUACAAUGUGAUUGGACAUGAUUUGUUUCAAUAAAAUGUGAUUGGACAUGAUUUGUUUCAAUAAAAUGUGAUUGGACAUGAUUUGUUUCAAUAAAAUGUGAUUGGACAUGGUUUGUUUCAAUAAAAUGUGAUUGGACAUGGUUUGUUUCAAUAAAAUGUGAUUGGACAUGGUUUGUUUCAAUACAAUGUGAUUGGACAUGAUUUGUUUCAAUAAAAUGUGAUUGGACAUGGUUUGUUUCAAUACAAUGUGAUUGGACAUGGUUUGUUUCAAUACAAUGUGAUUGGACAUGAUUUGUUUCAAUAAAAUGUGAUUGGACAUGGUUUGUUUCAAUACAAUGUGAUUGGACAUGAUUUGUUUCAAUAAAAUGUGAUUGGACAUGGUUUGUUUCAAUACAAUGUGAUUGGACAUGAUUUGUUUCAAUAAAAUGUGAUUGGACAUGGUUUGUUUCAAUACAAUGUGAUUGGACAUGAUUUGUUUCAAUAAAAUGUGAUUGGACAUGGUUUGUUUCAAUACAAUGUGAUUGGACAUGAUUUGUUUCACUACAAUGUGAUUGGACAUGGUUUGUUUCACUACAAUGUGAUUGGACAUGAUUUGUUUCACUACAAUGUGAUUGGGCAUGGUUUGUUUCACUACAAUGUGAUUGGACAUGAUUUGUUUCACUACAAUGUGAUUGGACAUGGUUUGUUUCACUACAAUGUGAUUGAACAUGAUUUGUUUCACUACAAUGUGAUUGGACAUGAUUUGUUUCACUACAAUGUGAUUGAACAUGAUUUGUUUCACUACAAUGUGAUUGGACAUGAUUUGUUUCACUACAAUGUGAUUGGACAUGAUUUGUUUCACUACAAUGUGAUUGGACAUGAUUUGUUUCACUACAAUGUGAUUGGACAUGAUUUGUUUUGAAUUUCUUAAACAGCAUUUGACCUUGCUCAUGCCUUGUUAGCUUAUUAUUUAUGGUGAUGCCUAAGUUCUUAUAUGCCUCUGUAAUCUGGUGUCCCCGUCCCCCCCCUCCUGAAAUCAACAACCACUUCCUUUAUUUUUGAGACAUUCAGCUGGAGAACAUUUUCAUCGCACCCAUUGAUAAAGCUUGUAACUAAGUUGCGGUAUAAGCCUUCUCCUUCAGAUAUUAAGCCAACGAUGGUUGUAUCCUCUGGAAAUUUUAAAAUUGGAACGGUGUCGCUCGAGCUUUGAAUAUCAUUGGUAUAUAUUGCAUACAGUACAAGGGAGAGAACGCAGUCUUGUGGCUUUUAGUGUCAUCUCAUUGCAUUAGAUGUAGAUAUAGUUCAUAGCGAAAUUUUGUUAACUACCUUACUUUGCAGAAUGCGCAUUGAUGGACUAGUCUCAGAGAGGAUUGACUUCUCGCUAAACUCUCGUACAGGGCACGAACUGUUCAAACUCCCAUUAAAAGAACGCGAGAAGUUGAGCCUGCCUUUCAUCAUCCUUGACGGGGGUCUUGAUAUUGUGCCAAGGUAAAAUGUCAUCCCACUAGGGGGCUCUCAUAUCCCCGGGUUUUCAGUUUUCCCUGAAAAACGGGAAGAAAACCCUCAUCCCGGGUUGCAUCUCGGGAAAUCCCGGUACAAAAAUAAUUGAAUAAAAAUAUUGAAAAAUAUCAUGUUUAAUAUGCUCUAAAUUUCCAAGAAUUUACUUAAUUUUAAAUCAUUUUUUUUCAAUACAUCGCGGUAAGGGUCCCUUUGCUUAUACAUAAUUUAAUAGGAAAACAGCUAAGAUCGUGUGGACUAGAGCUACUGAGCUAAAUCCUCCAGCACAGUUAACUAGAUGUUACAUGCCGUGAAAAUCUUCAACACUCUGCGACUUGUAUUCUAGAAGUUUGUAACAAGGUUUCCCCGUGAUUGGGAAUAUUUCCCGGGAAUUCUUUUGUUUGCUAAAAACCGCGCGGAGUCCGGAUUCCGGGAGUCCGGGUUACCGAGAUUACAGGAGAAACACACCUCCCGCCAAAAAAAAAAAUGCGACAACAACGAAACAACCCACUUGCCACCCCAGCCACCACCCUCAUUUCCAUCCCACCCAUCACCAUCGGGUUUCGUCUCUCAACAGAGACUGAGCGAAUGACAAUUUGAUAACAAUCUUCGAACACACAAGUUUUCAAUUUCGAUCUAGUCAUUGUUUCUUGUUUUGUCUGUGAUGCUGAAGUAGGCGUUUAGCUGAAACGUCCUCGCAAUCUUCUUGGCCUUUUCAUUUUGUUCAAGCCCAACACGUCUCUUGUUCCCUGUUUACUUGUUUGAACAACAGCUUCAUUUAUCCAAUACCUUACACCAACCCCCCGUGUCUUUUCUAUUCGAUCACCAGGUUUGCAAAGACUAAAGAAAUCGGCGCAGGAGUUAGUGUAGAGAAUUAAAGAGAUGAACGGGUUCAACAAAGCGAAGAUUGACAGCACAGCCACGAAACAAACUAUUGUUAUACACUAUGGCAUAACGAUACUAUAACUUGAUAUAAACAUUGUUGUUGUUCUAGAUGAGCGUUCGCGGGGG